UCUGCGACAGCAGGGUUAAGAACGGUGAUCGUUGUUAGUGUCCGAACACUUUUAAAAGCCUCUUUAAGCUCAGAGAACAUGUCUACUGCUAUGAAUUUCGGGUCGAAGAGUUUUAAACCUCGGCCUCCGGACAAAGGCGCGUUCCCUCUGGAUCAUUUCGGAGAGUGUAAAGCCUUCAAAGAAAAGUUCAUGAAAUGUCUCAGAGAGAGCAACUAUGACAACUCCAAGUGCCGACUGCAGUCCAAAGACUACCUGGAGUGCCGAAUGGACCAUCAGCUGAUGGCCAAGGAACCUCUGGAGAAGCUGGGAUUUAAGGACCUGAUGGAUCCUCCUCCCAGCCAAGCAGACAAAGACAGCAAACCCUGAUUUAUGACUCCACAUCUGCUGUUUCCAAAGUGCAGAAGCAAAGAGAAGGCAAAGCGUGCUGUGAGCGAGAGCCGAGAAGGAUGAUUGCAAAGACUCUGAAAAUGCAGCUCCUGCAGGAGGACUUUGUGCUUUGUGUGAAUACGAAUUAAUAUUGUACAUAAGAUGAAUUUGUAUAUAGAGAUGCUGUUUUGGCAUGUCAAUAAAUGUUUUGUAUCUAAA
Molecule: messenger RNA, 585 nt
Organism: Archocentrus centrarchus (flier cichlid)
Lineage: Eukaryota; Metazoa; Chordata; Actinopteri; Cichliformes; Cichlidae
Gene: cox19
Product: cytochrome c oxidase assembly factor COX19
Exons: 3
Coding region: 79-366 (95 amino acids)
Biological process (GO): mitochondrial respiratory chain complex IV assembly
Cellular component (GO): mitochondrial intermembrane space
Source: RefSeq, a predicted model, not a curated record